AUGAGUCCAACUUGUCCAGAUAAACGGGGCGCCUUUCCCGGCGAGGAUGGAAGCCAACGCGCGCCACGACCAGCACCACCGCCUUUGCCUCCCCGGCCAGCAGGAUGGAAAUCCAACAAGAGUAACCCGAGACCCCAAGCCGCGAGCGCCAGUGAUUUUGGCCAAGCUUCGCAGCGCCAUCUACAAAGCGAUGGCACUGGCUUUGAAAGACAGCCGGCGCCAUACUCUGGCGGCGGAUUCCAACCUCGGGACCAGCCUUUGUUUGAAAGGCAAAGAUGGCCCUAUCAGCUCUCUCAGGGCCAGAUGUUGGACAAGGAAAAUACUUUAUACAGCAGCGUGCCACGGCAGAUAUCGGAGACUGGCGCAUACCAGCCAGCGCCGUCUGGCCAGUCUACAGCUCAGGACAGCACAUCCCCGCGAGCAUCCACCGUCCAGCAAGCUCGAGGCAGUGACGAUCCGCCGAAUGCUGCAACAGCUCAAUGGGAUCCGUUGUAUUACUCCAACGGAACCCCGACUGCUGUCCUGACGGAACUGCUAGACGAGGUGUUUCGCUGUCUCGACCCGCAGCAAACGGGGUACAUCCGACCCGAGACCUACUCGUCUUUCCUCACGGCCAUCGGAUGGCCCGAGACUCAGGAUCUGUGGAAGUUGGGCAUGAAGCCCGGCAUCGGGCACACAGCCGAGGACGCGGGGGACAUGUUCUUCACAAACUUCCUGAGAGCUCUUGACAUUGAGCACACCUACACCAGACGCCAUGCGGGGCUCCUCAUCCCCGGCAGCCUUGGUAUGCCGUGGAUCACGGGCAGGGGCUUCAGAGACCUGUUUGUAUUCGAGUUUGCCGCCGAGCCGCUGCUUGCCCCUGCGUGCCUGGACAGACUUGUCCGGGUGUACGGUCUGAGUCGGGGCCGCGGCCUGAUACCAAGAGAGUGCUGUCUGCGGAGAAAGCCGGCUGAGGUGGCGGAGCGCGAGCGCGUAGCUGGCGAGAGGGCUCGCGCUGGAAACUUGGAGCUGCUGGAAGCUAUGCGUCUUCAUUGCGAGAUUUCCAAGAGGGGCAGGGAUAAUGCGAAGGAGCUUUUGUCGCCGUAUUGGUAUACGACUCGGGCGUAUGGGGGUGGCUGGUAUAAUGACUUGAUUUGA
This is a messenger RNA of Metarhizium brunneum ARSEF 3297, 1137 nucleotides long. RefSeq lists its product as uncharacterized. NCBI's taxonomy places the organism in Eukaryota, Fungi, Ascomycota, Sordariomycetes, Hypocreales, Clavicipitaceae. Gene Ontology annotation, molecular function: calcium ion binding. The record is from RefSeq and is a predicted model, not a curated record.